Molecule: messenger RNA, 1577 nt
Organism: Prosopis cineraria
Lineage: Eukaryota; Viridiplantae; Streptophyta; Magnoliopsida; Fabales; Fabaceae
Product: putative glucose-6-phosphate 1-epimerase
Exons: 9
Coding region: 67-1050 (327 amino acids)
Biological process (GO): carbohydrate metabolic process
Molecular function (GO): carbohydrate binding; isomerase activity
Source: RefSeq, a predicted model, not a curated record
UAUAUAUAUAUAUAUGGGCGCUCUGAGAAAUUCGGAGUUUCGGACGGUGAAGGAAGGGCGAGAGAGAUGUCGUCGAGCGAUAAGUCGCAGGCGAAGUCGAAGGAAACGGUGUUCGUGGAGCACCGAAUGGGAGCAAAUGGCCUCGAGAAGGUCAUUCUCAGAGAACUUCGAGGCUUUUCUGCGGAGGUGUAUCUAUAUGGAGGUCAAGUUACAUCCUGGAAGAAUGAACUUGGGGAAGAGUUGCUCUUUGUUAGUAGUAAGGCAAUUUUUAAGCCCCCAAAAGCUAUACGUGGAGGUAUUCCAGUUUGUUUCCCUCAAUUUUCAAAUAAUGGGUCUCUUGAACAACAUGGAUUUGCAAGGAAAAGGCUAUGGACCGUAGAUCCUGAUCCUCCACCAUUGUCAACGGCUAACACAAGCAGGGCUUUCAUUGAUUUGAUUCUUAAGAACUCUGAAGAAGAUGCAAAGAUUUGGCCUCACAGAUAUGAGUUUCGUCUGAGGAUAUCUUUGGGACCUCAAGGAGAUUUGAUGUUGACAUCCCGCAUUCGAAAUACAAAUACAGAUGGAAAACCAUUUUCCUUCACAUUUGCCUAUCUUACACAUUUACAAGUUACUGACAUCAGUGAAGUGAGGGUAGAAGGACUUGAGACAAUAGAUUAUCUGGAUAACUUGCAAAAUAGACAACGGUUUACUGAACAAGGGGACGCACUAACAUUUGAGUCCGAGGUGGACAGAGUAUAUUUACGGACACCUACAAAAAUUGCUGUCAUUGACCAUGAAAGGAAGAGAACUUAUGUAGUAAAGAAAGAUGGACUUCCAGAUGCUGUGGUUUGGAACCCUUGGGACAAGAAAUCUAAAGCCAUGCCCGAUCUCGGGGACAAGGACUACCUGCGCAUGAUAUGUGUUCAGGCUGCAUGUGUAGAAAAGCCAAUUACCCUAAAACCUGGUGAAGAAUGGAAAGGGAGACAACAAAUAACUGCAGUUCGUUCCAGUUAUUGCAGUGGUCAACUUGACCCACAGAGGUACUUCUCUAUGGCUAUUAGAACAGAAUGAGGCCUGAUGCUUCUCCCUCUGUACAGAUCAAAAGUACAAAUUUCAGUGCAUACAUUGAAUGCAGAAAAGGCAGUGGCCUCCACAGUAGAAUUGGAAAGAAGAAGAAAACAAACGAGAACCAGAAACAGGGUAUUCAGUAUGAUACACCGGUUUCUGGCCCUGUUAAGUCUUUCCGAUUCAAUUUGUCCAAAAAAAAAAAAGAGGAGGAGGAGGAAGAUAAUUCAACUACGAAAGAGAGAGAUGCUGAUUUUUUUUCCCCCUUUGCCGUUGUUGUUGCCGAUAUGAUAUAUUGAUAUCUCCAUGGAAGAUUUCUAUCCUAUAUAUGUCAUUCAUAUCUAUGAAUAAACCACGAUCAAGAUAAUAAUGAUAAUAAUGAGUUAACAAAGAACCAUUUCUUCCCUUGCACAUAUAGAUUUGAAAGUAAGUUUGUCACACUAUAUUAGAAACAGAGGUCAAGAACAGAGACAAACGAAGAAGAAGAAGAAGAAGAAGAAACAAAAAGCAAAAUCGAAGCAAUCAAUACCGUU